Messenger RNA from Paracoccidioides lutzii Pb01, 546 nucleotides. RefSeq lists its product as hypothetical. Bases 1 to 546 code for a protein of 181 amino acids. The record is from RefSeq and is a predicted model, not a curated record. The transcript is spliced from 2 exons.
AUGCCUUUUGGAUCGCCGUCCGUCAGUUCUUACCAGAACAGCCUGCGAGAGAGAUGGAAACAUGAGAUGCUUGAUGUACCAGUAUUCCGUCGUACCAUUCACACUGUCACACUGUACAGGGAGCAUGCAUUUCUGCAGACCGUGCAUUGCCGUAUGACACGUUCAAUCAGCACCUUCCAACGGCCAUUCACGGGCAGACAUCUUCGAGCACUACUACAUCUCGCAGAAGGUGAAACGGGGAUGUUGAGUCCGCAUAUCUUAGGUGUCCGGCUCCGCGAGUCGGUAAUCCGUGCUGCGGGGAUGAUGAGCUUGACGCGGGACCCGGGGAUCCCUAAGGCCCUGACUGAUGAACAGAAAUCCGCUGUCAACCAGCACCCUCAUCUUGUUGAGCUAGAUCGGCAGGAGCAGGAUCUGUCUCUCAGUAGCUCUGUGGAUGAGGAACAUGAGUUGACGGCCGUUGGAUGCAGGUCAUCCGUGACUGGACUGCACUCUGUCGCCUGCAAGGGAUUCCUAACGGGCAGAAGUCUUCACCUGACACUCUCGUAA